Molecule: messenger RNA, 1745 nt
Organism: Microthlaspi erraticum
Lineage: Eukaryota; Viridiplantae; Streptophyta; Magnoliopsida; Brassicales; Brassicaceae
Source: the annotation of a GenBank genome assembly
UGCCGCUAAAAACCCAAACCAUAUUCGACAUAACGCCAGGACAAUGCGACGGAGGGGCAUGCCUUUUGCAGCUUGUGAAGACGCCGGGAUCAACUCUUCCUCCGCUACUUAAUGCUAUUGAGGGUUACACCGUGAUUGAUUUCCCGCAAAUGGAGACAAAUGAAGAUGACGUUGCUGGUAUCAAGAAUGUUCAAGAAACUUAUGGAUUGAGUAGGACCAGUUGGCAAGGAGAUCCAUGUGUCCCCAAGCAGUUUUUGUGGGACGGUCUAAACUGCAAUAACUCAGAUAUUUCUACGCCACCAACAAUCACUUCUUUAGAUUUAUCUGCAAGUGGAUUAACAGGGAUCAUCACGCAAGCCAUUCAAAAUCUUACUCACCUGGAAAAGUUGGACUUGUCAAAUAACAAUUUGACGGGAGAAGUACCUGAAUUUUUAGCUAACAUAAAAACACUCUUGGUCAUAGACUUAAGUGGUAAUAACUUCACUGGCACGGUUCCUCCCUCACUUCUUCAGAAGAAAGGAAUGAUGUUAAAUGUUGAAGGAAACCCUCAUCUUCUUUGCGAAACUGGUUCAUGUGUGAACAAAGGAGAGGCUGGAAAGAAGAAAAAGAGUAUCAUUGUACCAGUGGUUGCAUCAAUUGUUUCGAUAGCUGUUCUUGUAGGUGCAAUCGUCUUGUUCCUUGUUCUCAGAAAGAAAAAGGCAUCAAAGGUUCAAGGGCCAGCACCAUCAUAUAAGCAAGCCUCAGAUGGUAGAUCAUCUGAACCGGCAAUAGUGACAAAGAAUAGAAGGUUUACUUACUCAGAAGUUAUGACAAUGACAAAUAACUUCCAAAGAGUCCUUGGGAAAGGAGGUUUUGGAAUCGUUUAUCAUGGUUUUGUCAACGGUACAGAACAAGUAGCUGUUAAAAUGCUCUCCCAUUCAUCAUCGCAAGGAUAUAAAGAGUUCAAAGCUGAGGUAGAACUUCUUCUUAGAGUUCAUCACAAGAAUCUGGUAGGUCUUGUUGGGUAUUGCGACGAAGGAGAGAACUUGGCUCUUAUCUAUGAAUACAUGUCCAAUGGAGAUUUAAAGGAACAUAUGUCAGGAGCACGUAACCGCUUUAUAUUGAAUUGGGGAACUCGACUAAAUAUAGUCGUCGAUUCGGCACAAGGACUUGAGUACUUGCAUAGUGGAUGCAAACCACCAAUGGUUCAUAGAGAUGUCAAAACUACAAAUAUAUUGUUGAAUGAACACUUCCAGGCCAAACUUGCUGAUUUUGGACUUUCGAGAUCAUUCCCAAUCGAAGGUGAAACUCAUGUGUCAACAGUUGUUGCUGGAACUCCUGGAUAUCUUGAUCCUGAGUACUACAGAACAAACUGGUUGACAGAGAAGAGUGAUGUUUAUAGUUUUGGGAUUGUAUUGUUGGAGAUGAUCACAAACCGACCCGUGAUAGACCAAAGCCGUGAAAAGUCACAUAUAGCAGAAUGGGUGGGAGUAAUGCUGACAAAAGGAGACAUCAAAAGCAUUAUGGAUCCAAGUCUCAAUGGAGAUUACGAUUCUGGUUCUGUGUGGAAAGCUGUUGAACUAGCAAUGUCUUGUCUCAAUCCUUCUUCAGCAAGAAGACCAACAAUGUCUCAAGUUGUUAUUGCAUUAAACGAGUGUAUUGCAUCUGAAAAUGCAAGAGGAGGAGCGAGUAGGGAAAUGGACUCGAAGAGUUCUAUAGAAGUGAGCUUGACCUAUGGUACUGAAAUGAGCCCAGCGGCUCGAUAG